Molecule: messenger RNA, 1629 nt
Organism: Paramormyrops kingsleyae
Lineage: Eukaryota; Metazoa; Chordata; Actinopteri; Osteoglossiformes; Mormyridae
Gene: chga
Product: chromogranin A
Biological process (GO): negative regulation of catecholamine secretion; negative regulation of insulin secretion; defense response to bacterium
Cellular component (GO): chromaffin granule
Source: RefSeq, a predicted model, not a curated record
CCCUUAUAAAGAAGGUACGACGCACCAGAGCUGAUGCAGAUAGCCGGUGGAAAGCGGGACAAAUGACUGGAAAAUAUUCCACCUGCUUCGCAGACAUGAUCGCUACGGGAUGCUUAGUCUUUGCUUUCUCUGUAAUUUCAGUAUCUUCGCACCCGGUGUCCCCAGGUUAUACGGAGAAACCAGACUCCACGGUAAAUCAUCCCUUUCCCUCUGUGUCACACACUAAAGAGGUGAUGAAGUGCAUCGUUGAGGUGAUCACCGACACCUUGUCAAAGCCCCAACCCAACGCUGUCAGCCAGGAGUGCCUGGAUGUUCUCUCCAGAGACGAAACAAUUGUUUCAAUCUUGCAGCACCAGAACUUCCUCCAGGAACUGCAGGAGUUUGCCACCCAAGGUGUCAGCGAGGGAUCCCGGCAGCAGCCGCAGUUGGGCGGUGGAGAGCAGGUGACCAGCGAACUAGAAGAUCAGCUAGCUGUGGAACCCACUGCAGACCAAACCGUACCAGAUGACCUAGGAGUGCAGGAUUCAGAGAGAGGAGGCAUGGCCAGGAGACAGGAGGAGGAGCUACAGUGGAAGGCGGAGCCACAAGUGGGUGACAUGAUAAGGGACAACACAGAAGCCCAUAAGGAAGACGAGGACAAGGAGGAGCACCAGAAGGCUGAGCUGAACGAGGAAAAGAGUGUGUCCUCGAGCAGGGAGGAGGAUGAGGAGAGCAGAAAGGCAGGAGAGAACCCAGAAAAAGAAAAAAGCGAGACUAGUGAUUCAGGAGAGGAGCACAGCAUCGAAGUGACCCAAGGGAACAAGGCUGGUCCAGAAAUGGAAUUAGAGCUGACAGAGGUGCGAGCCACGGAGGAAGACCCAGAAGAGAAAGAGAGCGCAGAGAGUGAGGACCAGGAGGCAGAGGUGGAGACAAGGCUGGACCAAGAAGUGCUCCAGCCGACGUUCAAGGCGGAAAGCGGAAGGUGGGCGGGGCAAGAGGAUGUGGAGGAGGAUGACGAUGCAAAGGAAGAGCCAAGGCGAGAAAUCAGCGUUAUAGAGGACAGUCUUCUUCAACCCAAAGUGGUGGCGCGAAGGAGCCCCGAGGAGCAAGAGCUCCACCUGGUGGCUCGGGGGGAGAUUGAAGAGGGCAGUGCCAGCCAGAGGACAGAGGUGAGGGGACAGUGAGAUAGAGCUUCUGGCAGCCAUCGAGGCCGAGCUCGGCAGCCUGGCCCAGCAGCUCCACGGACUCCAGAGGGGCUGAACAGAGCCCGUCGCCCCUCCCCCCCCACCUGCAACAUCUCCGGCACCCCCCCAGGACACGCUGUUUACGCCUCUGUGCACAUUAACCACACCCACACUUUUAAGCUCAGCUUCACCACGCCCGCUAUUUUGGUCCCAUAAACCCGCCUUCACACUAUGCAAAGGAACACAGACGCUAAUGCAGUGAAGUAUAUUGCUAGUUCAGUGCCAGUCUGGGAGUCGAGCCCGAACACAAGCAGCAGUUGUUUUUAAUGAUGUAUUCUAUCGAAUAUUGUCCUUAAAUAUAAAUGAUUAUAAAUGUAUUUAAUAGUCCAACAAUUUGACAAGAAUUACAUGCUGUAUGAAAAUUCAGAAAACUGAAUCACAAUAAAUGACAUAGACUGUUGGUGAA